UGCGCAUUUAUCACAAUCAGUUAUCGCCGACGGCAGUUGAUUGUGGUUACUCUCAUCACAAAAUUAUUAUUUUUUUCUGAUAUUCUUUUACCAAUUUUCCCACAGCGCAAUAUUUAUUCCCAUAAAAUAAAAAGAAAUAAAAAAAACUUUUUGGAUUCCCCUUUAGAUUUGCUUCCUAAUCAAUUUAUAUCUGCUCUAAAUUAAUCCUUUUUUCUUUAAAAGUUAUUUUAAAAGAUUAAAAAUAAAUAGAGAUCUUCUUAAAAAUCUUCCUAAAAUUCUCCAAAAAUUCUUCCUAAAUUCUUCCUAAAUUCUUCAAAAAACUUCCUAAAAUAUUCCUAAAAUAUUCUCUCCCUUUUCUGAAAUAUUCCCCUUCGUUAUGGGCAACAUUUUAUGCCAAAAGGAUGUUAGCCCUGCUCCUGGCAGUCGAAAAGGAGUGGAAAAACGCAAUACAGUCUUGAAGAAAGUCCGCAGCCUAAUGGAGGAAAGACGAAGACGUUUCUCUACUGCUCAGCAGAUUAACCCAGACACGUUAAAAGUAAUUAAAAAGGCAGCUAAUCGUUUAGAAAGCAUUGCUGACACAAAAGAAGAGCCUGAUAACAAAGAGCAAGUCUAUGAGAGAAAACAUUCAAUUCAACAAACAGUUACUUCCAAAUUGGGAAGCUUGGCAUUAUUCAAAGACGAAGAUGAGGAUGAUAUUUCUACAGCUGGUGGAGGUGCUUCAUUUAUCUCAGCCUAUACAACCCCCGGCCCUAAAGAAAGGGCAACGUGUGCAAAGAAGAAAGCAAACCUUGGCGUCAUGUUUGGGGUGUAUCUACCAACAAUUCAGCACAUUUUGGGGGUUACUAUGUUCAUCAGACUGUUUUGGGUUGUUGGGGUUGCUGGUGUUUGGCAUACAAUGUUGCUUUUAUUUUUGUGUUGUACCUGUACUUUACUUACAUGUAUCUCAUUAUCUGCUGUUGCUACAAACGGCGUAGUAGAAGGCGGUGGCGCUUACUUUAUGAUUUCUCGAAAUUUGGGUGCUGAAUUUGGCUCUGCUGUUGGAAUUCUCUUUUAUUUGGCAAAUACAGUUGCUACCUCUAUGUACUUGGUCGGUGGUGUUGAAGUCUUCCUUUUAUAUAUUUAUCCAAGCUUAACAAUUGGGGGAGAAGAGGUUCACUCUGACACUGGAAUGCUUGGAAUGAUGUCUAACAAUUAUAGAAUUUAUGGCACCCUUUUAUUAUUAAUUGAAUGUGUAAUUGUUGCGCUUGGAGUUAGAUUUGUUCAACUCCUUGCCCCAGUUUCUCUUCUUUGUGUUAUACUUUCCAUCAUGGCAUGUUUUGCUGGAGGAAUUGAAAAAGCAAUUACAUACAAUGGACAACAUGUGUGUAUGUUAGAAGACCAUCUAUUAAGUUCUCGCGUUUUGAAUAUUCCACAUCAUGAAGAUAUUGCUAAUAUUUGUGAUUAUUGCAAAAAAGGAGAUCAUAUCGCUGACGAAUUCUGUGAAGGAAACGCUACAACAGAAGUAUGUCAAACCUAUACCGGAGGCAAUCUUCGAUGUGUCAACGCCUUUCCUGGAUUUAAUUCUUUGAUUUUGACACAAAACAUGGAUUCAGUUUAUCUUCAAGCAGGACAAGCAAUCUUACGUGAACGAGUGGCUGAUAAAGCACGAGAAGUAUAUCAAGAUGUUACAACCUCAUUCUUUCUUCUUUUAGCUAUUUAUUUUCCUGCAGUGACAGGAAUAAUGACGGGGGCUAAUAUGAGCGGAGAUUUAAAAGACCCUCAGAGAAGUAUUCCCUCUGGCACAGUUGCAGCAACGCUGACUACCUCUUUUAUUUAUGUUGCUUUAGCAAUUCUUUUUGGUGCUUCUAUUAUUGGGCCAGUUCUUCGUGAUAAAAAUGGAAAAAGCCUCGAUGGAAGCUUGGUUGUUGCUUCACUUUCUUGGCCAUCCCCUUGGGUUGUUAUCGUUGGCUCUUUUCUUUCUACGUUUGGUGCUGCUUUACAAUGCCUUUGCAGUGCUCCUCGUCUUUUACAAUCAAUUGCUAAGGAUAAUGUGAUUCCAAUGCUUUCUCCUUUUGCUAGAGUUACAAAAAAUAAUGAGCCUUUUCUCGGUCUUUUAAUUACUACAUUUAUUGCUGAAUUGGCUAUUUUAUUAGGAGCGGUAGACGCAAUUGCUGAAGUUUUGGACUUUUUCUUUUUGAUGUGUUAUGCCUUUGUUAAUUUAAUUUGUGCUUUGCACUCUUUAAUGGGUGCUCCAAAUUGGAGGCCAAGAUUUAAAUAUUAUCAUUGGUCGCUUUCACUUGCUGGUGCUUUUCUUUGUUUCUUUAUAAUGUUUGCCUCGUGUUGGUAUUAUGCAUUAAUUGCUUGUGCCUUAACUGGAACAAUAUAUAAAUAUGUUGAGUGGAAAGGUGCCAAACAAGAAUGGGGUGAUGGCCUUAGAGGAUUAGCAUUAACAACAGCACAAUAUAGUUUAAUGAAGGUUGAAGAUAAAGAUCCUCAUCCAAAAAAUUGGAGACCUCAAUUACUUAUUCUCGUUGAUGGAAAAUAUUCAAAAGAAAUGAUUGAUUUGCGUUCUUUAAAUUUAUUAAAUUUGGCUGGUCAAUUAAAAGCUGGGAAAGGACUUGCAAUUACUGUCGCCUUUGUUCGUUGUCCAGCAACACGUGGGAUGCAUGCAGAAAAUCGUAAAAAAGCAGAAGAAAUUAAAGAAAGAGUUCAACAGGAUAUGACACAAGCAAGGCUUAGAGGUUUUGGGAAAGCACUUCUCUACACAGAAACACAGAUUGAGGGUGCUGUUUCUGCUCUCUAUCAAAGUAUAGGAAUUGGUGGACUUAGGCCAAACACUGUAUUCCUCAAUUUUCCAAGAAUGGGAGAAAAUCAGGAUCAACAUACUGAACAAAUGAUUUUUGCAGAACAAUUAUGUUGUGGUGCUCAAAAUGAUAAUUGUAUGGUUGUUGUUAAAGGAAUAACAGACUUUCCUCGUCCUAAUGAUAGACUUAGAGGUUAUCUUGAUAUUUGGUGGAUUGUACAAGAUGGGGGUAUUUUAAUGCUUAUUGCGUAUUUAUUGCAACAACAUAAAGUAUGGAAAGGAUGUAAAAUGCGUGUUUACGUGAUUUCUCAAACUGAAGAACAGAAUGAAGAAAUUAAGCAUGCAUUACAAAGACAUAUUUAUAUGUUGCGAAUUGAUGCUAAUGUAUUCAUAGUAAAUAUGAUUGAUCCAGAUAGCGUAGACGAUGACGCAGUUCAAAAAACUUUAAAUAUGGAGCAAAGGACAAGAACACUUUUAAAAAAAAAUUUAUCAAAUCUUUCAAAUGGAGGAAUGCUAAAUGGAGGAUUUUUGCCAGAUGAUAGUGGUCGUGUAACCCCACAAACUAGAAAUAGUGCAAAUAAUACUUUAGCAGUUCCAGGACAGCAACAAAUAAGACAAUCAAUUAUUGAAACGAGUUUUAUUCAAAAAACAUUUGAAGGAAUGGAUAAUCAAGACACUUUAAAUAGUUCUGAUCAAAUUAGUUUGAAAGAUAUUGAUGAUGUAAAGGUGAUUCUGGAAUAUUCAACAGAAAGUCAAUUAGUUUUGCUUUCAUUACCAAAACCACCAAAAUCGAUUCAAUCUUUAGUAGAGAAUUACUUAGCCUAUGUUGAAGCUUUAACUGAAGGUCUUCCAAGAAUAAUGUUAAUUGGAGGUUCUGGUAAAGAAGUUAUUACUGCUGAUUCUUAAGAUUUUGAAUAAUUUUUUAUAUGAAUCUUUUAUUUACUACAGUCGAACCUCACUAUUG
This is a messenger RNA of Meloidogyne enterolobii, 3746 nucleotides long. Lineage: Eukaryota; Metazoa; Nematoda; Chromadorea; Rhabditida; Meloidogynidae. The record is from the annotation of a GenBank genome assembly.